Molecule: messenger RNA, 384 nt
Organism: Stegostoma tigrinum
Lineage: Eukaryota; Metazoa; Chordata; Chondrichthyes; Orectolobiformes; Stegostomatidae
Gene: rpl29
Product: ribosomal protein L29
Exons: 4
Coding region: 100-285 (61 amino acids)
Biological process (GO): cytoplasmic translation
Cellular component (GO): cytosolic large ribosomal subunit; ribosome
Molecular function (GO): structural constituent of ribosome
Source: RefSeq, a predicted model, not a curated record
AUGGAGGUUUGGAAAGUCCCAGCGUUCUCAGCGGCUGACCUUUCUCUUCCGGUGGCGGCUGGUGGUGCGGGCUGAGUUUGAGAAGGUCAGUCAAGAGUCAUGGCCAAGUCGAAGAACCACACUAACCAUAACCAAUCCAGCAAGUGGCACAGAACAGGGAUCAAAAAGCCCAAGUCUUAUCGAUUUGAACCCCUGAAAGGAGUUGAUCCUAAGUUUCUGAGGAAUAUGCGUUUUGCCAAGAAGCACAAUAAGAAAGGAGCUGGCAAGGUUGAAAGCAAAAAAUAAAACAGCAAUCUCUGCACAGACCAACAGUCUCAAUUAUUUAAUGUCUCCUGUUCUGUGUUUCAAAUAAGUUUAUUCAAAAUAAACUAAGAUGGAACUUUG